AUGAAGCUUUCAGUGAAGACUUUGAAAGGCACCCGGUUCGAGAUCGAAGUGAACCCGACCGACACCGUAGCCGAUGUGAAGAAAACGAUCGAAACAAUCCAGGGUUCCGACGUUUUCCCGGCGGCCCAGCAGUUGCUUAUUCAUCAGGGAAAAGUCCUCCAGGACGAAACUUCCACCCUGGCGGAUCAUCAGGGAAAAGUCCUCCAGGACGAAACUUCCACCCUGGCGGAUCAUCAGGCAGCAGCUAUAGCUCUUCAAUUUUUUUGCUACAAGUUUGCUCACUCUGAACUCUGGAGAUUUGUAUUUAUCUAUUGCAGGCAUGCUAAGGGACUGGAUCAUAAAGUGGUCAAAAUUGUGUCCCCAGAAGGUAGUAAUAUGGCUCCUCCAGUAACUGGGUGUAUUGGCUUACUCAGGAGGAAGACUAUGGGAGCUGCGGCGCUUGAAGGUCAGGAGGCCAAUGUUAAAACUGACUACAUCAUGAAGAUUUUGGGGCUUGAAGUUUGUGCUGAUACCAUGGUCGGGAAUGAAAUGAUACGUGGCAUUUCUGGAGGACAGCGAAAGAGAGUGACAACAGGGGAGAUGAUGGUUGGAGCAUCCAAAGUUUUUCUGAUGGAUGAGAUAUCUACUGGUCUUGACAGUUCAACAACUUAUCAGAUUGUCAAUUCAAUUAAGCAGUCCAUUCACAUAUUGCAAGGAACUGCAGUGAUUUCACUUCUGCAACCUGCACCAGAAACUUAUGAUUUAUUCGAUGACAUAAUUUUAGUGUCGGAUGGUCAAGUUGUGUAUCAAGGGCCUCGAGAACAUGUGCUGGAAUUUUUUGAAUCAAUGGGAUUUAAGUGUCCAGCAAGGAAAGGAGUGGCUGACUUCUUACAAGAAGUGACAUCAAGGAAAGAUCAAGAGCAGUAUUGGAUGCACCGAGAUGAACCCUACAUUUUUGUUCCCGUGUCCAAAUUCGCUGAAGCUUUUCAAUCAUUUCAUGUCGGAAGGAAGCUAGCUGAUGAACUGGCUGUCGCUUUUGAUAAAUCCAAGAGUCAUCCGGCUGCUUUAAACACUCAGAAAUACGGAACCAGCAAAAUGGAACUUCUGAAAGCCUGCAUGUCUAGAGAAUUCCUGCUCAUGAAGAGGAAUUCGUUUGUUUAUGCAUUUGCCAUGUUUAAACUCAUCUUCAUGGCAAUUAUAGCAAUGACUUUGUUUCUGCGAACAAAGAUGCAUAAGGAUACAGUGACUGAUGGAGUGAUUCUCAUGGGUGCUCUCUUUUUUAGUCUUGUGAUGAUUAUGUUCAAUGGGUUCGCAGACCUUUCCCUCACCAUUAUAAGGCUUCCUGUCUUUUACAAGCAACGAGAUCUUCGUUUCUUUCCUGCAUGGGCAUAUGCUCUUCCAACUUGGGUUCUCAAAAUCCCAAUUACUGUUGCAGAAACUGCUAUUUGGGUCGGUUUGACCUACUAUGUCAUUGGAUUUGAUCCAAAUACCAGCAGGUUGUUCAAGCAGUAUCUUUUGCUUGUAUGCAUUAGCCAGAUGGCUUCAGGACUAUUUCGCUUCAUGGGAUCAGUCGGAAGGAAUAUGAUUGUUGCAAACACAUUUGGAUCAUUUUCAUUGCUUGUAGUUCUUGUAUUGGGUGGAUUUGUCUUGUCACAUGAUAACAUAAAGAAGUGGUGGAUAUGGGGUUACUGGAUCUCUCCUAUGAUGUAUGGACAGAAUGCUAUUGCCGUCAAUGAAUUUCUUGGGAAUAGCUGGAACAAGGUUCCUGCUGGACUAACAGAACCAUUGGGGGUAUCGGUCUUGAAAUCUCGCGGCAUUUUUGCAGAACCACGAUGGUAUUGGAUUGGAGUUGGAGCUCUGAUUGGCUACAUUUUUCUUUUCAAUUUCUUGUAUACCUUGGCUCUAACCUAUCUGAAACCACUUGAUAAACCUCAGCCAGUUUUCUCUGAGAAAAGUUUGGCAGAGAGAAAUGCUAGUGUGACAGGCGAACUUAUUGAACUAUCAUCAAGGGGGAAGAACACACUGACAGGCCAAAGAAAUGAAGGAAGAAGUUUAUCAUCAAGGUCUGCCACAUCUAGAGUAGGCGGCGGUAGUGAAGCUGUAUCAAGCAUGAAAAGGGGAAUGCUUCUACCUUUCGAGCCUCUUUCAUUAACUUUUGAUGAUAUUAGGUAUUCAGUCGACAUGCCCCAGGAAAUGAAAAUUCAAGGUUUUACAGACGACCGGCUUGAGCUUCUGAAAGGUGUAAGUGGUGCUUUCAGGCCAGGGGUUCUGACAGCUUUGAUGGGUGUUAGUGGGGCUGGUAAGACAACUUUGAUGGACGUCUUGGCUGGCAGAAAGACUGGAGGAUAUAUGUCCGGAACCAUCACAAUAUCUGGAUAUCCAAAGAAGCAAGAAACUUUUGCACGCAUAGCUGGUUACUGUGAGCAAACUGAUAUUCACUCUCCACAUGUAACUGUGUAUGAAUCUUUGAUUUAUUCAGCAUGGCUAAGGUUACCUGAUACAGUAGAUGCUGGCACCAGAAAGGUGUUUGUUGAAGAGGUCAUGGAGCUUGUGGAGCUCAACUCUUUGAGAGAAGCACUUGUUGGCUUGCCAGGUGUAAAUGGACUUUCAACUGAACAGCGGAAAAGGCUAACCAUUGCCGUUGAGCUUGUUGCUAAUCCAUCAAUAAUAUUUAUGGAUGAACCCACCUCAGGGCUUGAUGCCAGGGCAGCUGCAAUUGUGAUGAGAACUGUUAGGAACACGGUUAACACUGGUCGAACUGUUGUUUGUACCAUUCAUCAGCCUAGCAUUGACAUAUUUGAUUCUUUUGAUGAGCUUGUGCUUCUUCGACGAGGAGGUGAAGAAAUAUAUGUUGGUCCACUAGGCCACCACUCAUCUGAGCUCAUAAAAUAUUUCGAGGGUAUUGAAGGAGUCAGCAAAAUUAAAGAUGGCUACAAUCCUGCAACCUGGAUGUUGGAAGUUACUUCGGUACAACAGGAGUCAGCUCUAGGUGUUAAUUUCACCGAGUUGUACAAGAAUUCUGAACUCUACAGGAGAAACAAAGACUUGAUCAAGGAACUGAGCACACCUGUUCCAGGCUCGAAAGAUCUGUACUUCAAAACACGUUAUUCGCAGCCAUAUUUAACUCAAUUCAGGGCUUGCCUGUGGAAGCAACAUUUAUCAUACUGGCGAAACCCCAAGUACACUGCAGUGAGGCUAAUUUUUACAACAUUCAUUGGUUUGCUGUUUGGAACGGUGUUCUGGAAGCUUGGCUCCAAAAGGAGAAAGCAACAGGAUCUGUUCAAUGCCAUGGGAUCCAUGUACGCUGCGGUUCUGUUUACAGGAGUACAAAAUGCAACAGCUGUCCAGCCAGUUGUUGCCAUUGAAAGGACAGUCUUCUAUCGCGAGAGAGCAGCCGGGAUGUAUUCGUCUCUCUCAUACGCUUUUGGACAGAUUGUGAUUGAAAUCCCAUAUGUGCUAGUUCAAACACUAAUAUACGGCGUCUUAGUAUACACGAUGAUCGGAUUUGAGUGGACAGCUGCAAAGUUCUUUUGGUACAUAUUCUUCAUGUAUUUCACUUUGAUGUACUACACAACUUAUGGAAUGAUGACAGUGGCUGUUACUCCUAACCAACAAAUGGCUGCCAUUGUUUCGUCCGGGUUCUACAUCUUAUGGAACCUUUUCUCAGGAUUCCUUAUCCCAAAGAAAAGAAUUCCGGUGUGGUGGAGAUGGUACUAUUACAUUUGCCCUGUGGCUUGGACACUGUAUGGUUUGGUAGCUUCACAAUUUGGAGACAUCAAAGAACAAAUGGUGGAUACAAAUCAGACAGUGGAAGAGUUCAUAAGGAAUUACUAUGGGUUUCGACAUGAUUUCGUUGGAUAUGUGGGAAUCAUCAUUGUUGGAAUAGCCACUCUUUUUACCUUCAUUUUUGCCUUCUCAAUCCGAGUAUUUAACUUCCAGAGAAGAUAAUUUCUUCAAAGUAGGAAUCAAAUACAUCAAACACUGACGCUUAGUUUCAUCGUAUGUAUUGUGUACAUAUGUAUUAGUUCCUUAUUCAAUUGAGAAUUUACCAUUAUAUACUAAUUUUUUCCCCCUAAAGUAUCGUAUCCAUUUAAAGUUAAAUUUAUUAUUAUGCUAAUGAGACAUUCGUAUCCAAAAAAAAAAGAAGUGAGAAGAUCUGAUCAUAUCAUUAUCAUUCUUGGUAAUACCCAACCGUGCUGCGAGGG
This is a messenger RNA of Oldenlandia corymbosa var. corymbosa, 4184 nucleotides long. NCBI's taxonomy places the organism in Eukaryota, Viridiplantae, Streptophyta, Magnoliopsida, Gentianales, Rubiaceae. The record is from the annotation of a GenBank genome assembly.